Molecule: messenger RNA, 7630 nt
Organism: Strongylocentrotus purpuratus (purple sea urchin)
Lineage: Eukaryota; Metazoa; Echinodermata; Echinoidea; Camarodonta; Strongylocentrotidae
Product: E3 ubiquitin-protein ligase SMURF2-like
Exons: 15
Coding region: 144-2540 (798 amino acids)
Biological process (GO): ubiquitin-dependent protein catabolic process; negative regulation of BMP signaling pathway
Molecular function (GO): protein binding; ubiquitin protein ligase activity
Source: RefSeq, a predicted model, not a curated record
AUAGAGCUCAAUGCCAAAUCAGCUGUGCUACUUGAGUUUGCGAGAUAUCUCUGUACUGCGUUUACGUACGUUGACGGGAAAUACAUGUACGCUGUGUUGUUAUUGGGAAUGCCGUAAAUCCACUAGAGAAAUAUAAUCAUUUGAUGCCAUCUAUCUCGCAAGUUUUCACCAUGCCAAAUCCAUCGGUACGACGAGAGGGACCGAUGAAACUUCGGUUGACAGUUCUAUGUGCUAAGAACAUCAGCAAGAAGGAUUUUUUCAGGUUGCCCGACCCGUUUGCCAAGGUAGUGGUUGAUGGAUCAGGACAGUGCCACUCGACAGACUACUGCAAAGGAACUCUUGAUCCAAAAUGGAACCAGCAUUAUGACUUAUUCCUGAGUCUGAGUGACAGCAUCACACUGAGUGUAUGGAAUCAUCGGAAGAUCCACAAGAAGCAGGGAGCUGGUUUCCUGGGCUGUGUCAAGAUUCUUUCCCAUGCCAUCCAGAGACUCAAAGACACUGGUUAUCAAAGGUUAGAUCUAUGCAAGCACAAACCCGAGGAUGGGGACAACAUCCGCGGUCAGAUCGUCAUUAGCCUUACGUCUAGAGACCGGGUGGGGUCAUCGGCCAGCGGAGCGGUGGUCGACUCCCGUAACAUCAACCCUCAUCCUAUGCUACCUUCGGAUCCCAACGAACUGCCUGAUGGGUGGGAGGAGCGUAUGUCAACCUCAGGUAGAGUCUACUAUGUCAAUCACCUCACAAGAACAACACAAUGGGAUAGGCCAACAAGGCCUGCAGUGGAGUGCACCCAAUCCCAAGCACCCUCAUCACGGACGUCCACCCAUGCCAACGGUCACCAUAACAACCACCAUCACCACUCCUCCACCUCCUCAACCUCAUCUCAACCUCAUCAUAGAGGAACGAGUCAUGGCGACAGAGGGGGAGGGGGAGGGGGAAGUGGCGAGGGUCACGAAGGGGUGCGGCCGGGGGCGUCCAGUCGGCACGGGGGGCCUGCACCAUCGGAAGAGCAGAACAAGUACACCAGGAGGGCAACAUCUAGGAUGAGGAACUACAUGAAUCGAUCAACGCUGCAUAGAGUCAUCGAUCUACCCGAGGGAUAUGAGCAACGGACGACGGCACAAGGCCAGGUCUACUUCUUAGACACCAGCUCAGGGGACAGCACGUGGCACGACCCCCGCCUCCCCCGUGACCUUCACAUCAACGAGGCUGACCUUGGAGGGCUCCCUCCUGGUUGGGAGACGAGACACACGGCUACCGGAAGGGUCUACUACGUGGACCAUAACAACAGGACUACGCAGUUCACAGAUCCUAGGCUGGACGCACAGAUCAUCAACAGAGCAAUGUCCAAGCAAAACGGCAAUACAGACUCCUCACCGGUACCAAAGUACAAGCGGGACCUGGUCCAGAAGAUGAAGUUACUACAUGCAGAGCUAGCGACGGUCCAACCUCAGACAGGACACUGUAGGAUAGAGGUCGGAAGGGAAAACAUCUUUGAGGAAUCCUACCGUCAGAUCAUGAAGCUGAAACCGAAGGACCUGAGGAAACGUUUGGCCAUCAAGUUCAAGUCUGAGGAGGGUCUUGACUAUGGGGGCAUCACCAGGGAGUGGCUCUACCUCCUCUCUCAUGAGAUGCUCAACCCUUACUAUGGCCUCUUCCAGUACUCCAGGGAUGACAUCUAUACAUUACAGAUCAACCCAGACUCAGGAGUCAAUCCAGAACAUCUGUCCUACUUCCAUUUUGUGGGACGAGUGAUCGGUCUUGCCAUCUUCCAUGGUCACUACAUAGAUGGAGGGUUCACCAUGCCGUUCUACAAGCAGCUUCUUGGAAAGCCAGUCAGUCUCGAGGACAUGGAGACCGUAGACCCUGAGGUCUACAGAAGUCUGGUCUGGAUACUAGAGAAUGACAUCACCGGUAUAUUGGAGAACACAUUUGCAGUGGAACACAACUCAUUCGGUCAAAUGCAGAUCCACGAACUCAAGCCUAAUGGGAUCGACAUCCCAGUCACAGAGGAAAAUAAGAAGAAAUAUGUCAAAUUGUUUGUGCAAUGGCGUUUCUUGCGUGGCAUCGAGCCCCAGUUCCUGGCUCUCCAGAAGGGCUUCCAUGAGCUCAUCCCGCCGAGGCUCCUCAAACCGUUUGACGAGCGCGAGCUGGAGCUCCUCAUCAAUGGCCUCGGUAAGAUCGACGUUGAGGACUGGAAGAACAACACCAGGCUCAAGAACUGUUCGCUGGAGACGGCCAUUGUCCAGUGGUUCUGGCAGGCGGUGGAUUCGUUUGAUGAGGAGAAGAGGGCGAGAUUGCUUCAGUUUGUUACUGGAACGUCCAAGGUGCCUUUGGAAGGUUUCAAGGCCUUGCAGGGUUCUACCGGUGCGUUGAGUCCACGUCUGUUCACCAUUCAUCAAAUAGAUGCCAACACUGACCUGUUACCCAAGGCACACACGUGCUUUAACCGCCUUGACCUCCCACCGUAUGAGAAUUACUCCAAGUUCUUUGACAAACUGACGUGUGCUAUAGAGGAGACGUGUGGCUUCACUGGCGAAUGAGACGACAGACAGACCUUUCCACAGAACUGCUUUAGUAUUAUGUGCACCAUCUUCACUGAUUGGGGUUUGUUGUUAUGAAUUGGAGUGCAACGGAAGUAGGAAAUGGCUGGAUUAGAAGUGCAGUUAUCUAUGGAUAGGCAGCAAACAGGCAGCGAAGAGCUUUGAAGAUAUUCAUGAAGGACUCUCCAACCUGACCUGUAAAAUCAUGUGCACUGCACCAUCUUCACCGAACGGAGUUUGUUGUUAUGAAUAGGAAUGUAACAGAAGUACGGAUUGCCUGGAUUAGGAGUGCAGUUAUCUUGCAGUUAUCUUGAACAGGCAGCGAAGAGCCUUGAGGAUAUUCACAAAGGACCCUCCAACCUGACCUGUGAAAUCAUGUGCACUAUCUGUAGCCAGCUCACGACUGUUGCAAGGAUCGCAAGAGAAAGACAGAUGGGACUAUAUCUACUAUCUACAGAGCACUGCACAGCUACACACCAAGAGGCUAUUCAGUCACAUUUUGUGAUUAAAGAUCAUCAUGUGCACCUUCUCCACCUUGUCAUGUUUCUGGUAGGCCAUCCUUCGCUCACAGACAGUGCAAAGGAGAAAGGAGAGGGGCGAAAUGUUCAUAAGAGAAGAAAGAGAGGUGGGAUAUGCAAAGAUAAAUAAAAUAAAUGGGUCCAACACUCAUCUGAUAUCUUAGUAAUGUCACCCCUUUAUUACCAUGCAGUAUUCAGACUGGUGCCCUAUCUCAUAGUGUGGUUGUGCAGGGAAUAGCUGGAUAUUAGUAGUGAGAAGAGGCUGUGUUCAAUUCGAUUUUUCAGUAACUUGUGUUAGGAUCACAUGUGGCAGAGUUGAUGUUAGCACAAAUGUUUAUAUGAAAGAGAGGGUGUGAGUGAAAAGGAAAACUAUUACCUUUUUUUUUGUAUGGAUGCCAAUUAAAUAUACCAGUUCACAAAUAUAUUUGAAUUUAGGAUGCUCCAUCGCCAAGUGAUAAAUUCUUUCAUUUGCUUGAUUCAACUUUCCUUUAUUGCAAAAUCUUUGAAAUCAAGUCACAUGCUUAACUGUUGCCAUGUCAGGCAAGCUUGCCUCUCCAACCUUCGGGGGAAGUCAAGAGCUAUGAUUUUGGUAGUGAAGCUCUGCAUAAGAUUUUGAUAUUGGAAUUUAUUUGACACUGGUUCGAAUCACUAAUACACUUUAAAAAAACACUCUUUUAAAAAUACUUUUUAAAAUUUGCUGAGUUGUUGAAUGGUUGUAGAAAUGUAAGCUGUAAGGAAAAAGUUACUGGACAGUUUGGAUCCAACCUUUUCAUAAGAAGAAAAGAAUACCCAAUGCCAUCUCUGUAAGUUGUGCAACUGUAUUUGCUUUAAAAAAAAUACUGUACCCUUAAAUUAUCUUUGAAAAGAUUAAGUAAUUUGCUAUUUGGAUGCCCCAUUCAGUGUGCAUUAUUUUGGGGUUUUGAUAGUGGUAUGUGCAGUUUAUGCUUGGUUUGUAGUUAAUUAGUGUGAGCUCAAGAUUUCCCAUAGGAUGAAAAGACUAUCAGCGUUCCUAUAAAGAGAGACAAAAGAAAAGGAUCUUUUACAAGGAUUAUAUAGGCAAGGCAAUCUUUGUCUCUCUCUCGGCUUGUGUUACCCAAAUUCCUUUCUUUUGAACAAACAGUAUAAAAGAAUACAGGUGUGAAGUGACCCUUUAAGAAAGCAACACAAUACUAACUAUGUAAUAACUUAUUGAAGAUGUGGAAGUGAACCUCUUUGCUUAAAUGUUAGCCAUUUAAAAUGCAGGUGUGAAGUGACCCUUAAUUUAUCUGACACCACCUAUAGCUGUGUAAUCUCUAGUAUAGUCAAACCAGAUUUUGUAUUCCAAUCAAUCAUAAGAAUAUUUUUACUCUUCAUGAUGAAUCUCUUACAAUGUAGAACUUGGUGUGAAAAGACGAGUACAGAUUCAAAAGGGCAUUAUUCAAAAGGAAUCGUACCAUUUGUAUGAAGGAACAAUUAUUCAUUUGAGUGCUCCAAGCAGAUGUUCUGUGUUUGUUGUGAAGGAAAGCUUGCAAAGGGUUAGUUUGUUUUGAAAUGUUGAGCGAAGGACAAUUUUGUUGUUUUUUCCUUACAUCUGCCUUAUGUUGAGCUGCGUUCAGAGUUGAAAUUUGAUUUACUGAAAUGUUUUCCCCGUUGUUUGAUUGUAAGUUUAACUUUCUUGUUAUAUUUCUUGUCAUAUUUCUGUUUUUAAACAAUAAUAAUUCAAAGGUGCAGGCUCCUCUGAUGAAAUAGGUCAAAGUUUUAAGGCAGGAUAUGAAGUGUUCUAGACCAUCAAUCUCAUAAAAAGAAGAAGGGACUCACAGGAGUGAGUUCCACCAGCAAACAGCAAUGGAUGAGAAUUAAGGCACGGUCUCAAUAAGUGCGUUUAGUUUACCAUCACAAACCUGUAUUAAAAACAUUGUCAACUUCAUGUGCUUACAUUAUUGUAUUCCAGCUAACUUGCCCAUACCAGAAAAUGAUUUUGUCAUACACAGGUUGAGAGAAAAAACGUCUUGAUUACAUGAAUGUAGGACAAAGCAUUUGGUUAUUACAAUACCUAAAUAUUCUUACUGGUUUGUGAAAUUUGAGCCGGCGUGUACGUCAAUAGAAAUUCUGCUGGUAUGUGCUGAAAGAUUGUUAUUGUUUCUCUUACCUCUAUAGUUGAAUUGUGUUUUGUAUAUUUUUAAGGGAGCAUUCAUUUUAAUGUCCACAAACAUCAUAGAUGUAUUGAUAUACAACCUGACAAAUUGCCAUUAAUAGUGUUUCAUUGAAUCCAUAUUGGAAGACAAAACAUUAAUAACUAUAAUUAGAUAAACGACAUGUUAAUAGGAAUACUAAAUUUGUUCUUCUCAUUUUUUUUUUGUUCACCUGAGGAGUGAAUUUUGAGUGUGGCUGACAAAUGAAGCUGUGACCAGGCCAGUUUCAGGCGACUGGAUGUGUUUUGAGGAAGCAUAAGAAUGGCGAUUUAGUUCAUGAAGUAUUGAUUGCUUGGAAAGCUAUAAAUUCUGCUGGCGGGAAGCAUGUGGAUAUAUUUAGCACAUGUUUUAUGUUAUAUACAGGUGCAUUUAGAGUUGCUGACUUUAUAAUUAAGAUCAAAGCAGUAUUGAACAUACAUUUGUUAUUUUGCUCAAUUCAUACAAGUUUUACUAUGUACGCUCUGUUUGGCAAUCACGUUGUUUGCAAAUUUGAAAUUUAUCAUAUUUUGGUGUUUAAAGUAAGUGUUGCUUAUUUUACAAAUAUUUUGCACUACUUUUUUAUCACAACCCUUGUGAUCCUGUCUCUCUGAAUUCAUGUCUUAGUAUCUCUUCUUGUUAUUUUCUGCCUUUCUCUCUCUCUCUUUUUGCUUUCCCUCCAAUCUCUCAUUUUCAUUCUUUCUAUUAAUUUAUAUUUUUCUAUAUUGUAUUUUGUAUUUCUCUCGAGAAGAGGAAAGGAAUCUGAGAUUGAUUUAGGUGUGGUCAUUCUCUUUUCAUUGUGCUAUAGGUAAUAUGCCCAGAGGCUAUCAUAUAAAUGUACCUUUACUGUUAGUGCCCUUUUGCGCCCAGGAUUAAAUCAUGUUUUACCUCUCAUUUGUUUUAUACUCCACUGAAGUUGAUGACCCCCCCUGAAAGAAAUAGAAAAACACACUUCACAGUAGCAUAGAAUCGCUAGAAGGAAAGUCUUACCAGGCCACCAAACCUGAAUAUGGACUUUAAACCCUAAAUACAGGAAAUACAUCAAAUUGUGAAAUUGCAAGCAAACUAAUGUUUUGUCACUAAAAGGCUUUGUUGUGAUAACAUUCAUAAAAUCAUGGCACAUGAUUGUGGACACAUACAUGUAACGAUCAUAUGCAACAAGUUAUCUUUUGGUAGCUUUCAUGUACUGGUACUAAUUUUAUGACUUCACAUAGCAAAUGGUUGAAGACAAUGGUUGAUGUAUCGUCUGUUCACAGCUAAAAGAGUGUCAAACUAUGUGUUUCAGUUUAGAAAUGAGCUCCUUUCUUAUAUCAGUUAUUAUGUUGAUGUCCAAGAUAUUUGACAACUAACAGGAAUGCAAAUGGGCAGUUUUAAUACCGGUAUCUAAAUUUGAUGAAGGCUGAAUUUCUUUUUAUAACGAUACAAAUGAAGUGCAUAUCAUAUCACCAAUACUUCUGUAUCGGUAACAUUUGAGCAAUACAAUGACGAAUUGGAUCUCCUGAAGGUUACACAGUAUGUGGAAAAUGUUACAGAUCCAUUUUAUGCUAAUAACAAGCCUUCAGUAUCGCCUUUCUUGAAUCUGUUGCUUUCAUCACCAUCAUCCAAUACCUUUACCUCAGAAAAAUUUCAUGAGACUUUAUUUUGGAAUGAUUUAAACAGACCGCUAUAGAAUAUUGAUAUAGGUCAUAUACGACUGGUCCUGUUAAAGCAUAUCCACUUUUGCAUUUACCUGUACUGGUUUUCGUAAAACUGAUAGCAACACCUUAAAAAAUAUCUGGCAAAGCUUAUUCUUUUUCCUAUCCUCUUCCCCCAACAAUUCAUCUUAUAUUUAUGGGCAAUUUGAAAUCUCUUGGAGGUGGAUAUCUACUACAGGUUUUGAUGAAAAUGUGUAAAUUGUAAUCACCAUUUUGUAUUUUGUAUAUUGAUAUUUGUAACAUGUUGGAAUGUCUCCUUAACUUAUUCACUUGUUUAUAUUAUAAAUACAACACAAAUAUAUAUUAAUACAAAUAUGUUUAUACUCCGUUGGAAAAUCCAUGACAAAAUGGCCACAGUAAAUGGAGAAAUGGUUCCAAAUAUCCUUCUUUAUGGCUCUAAUAUUUAUAGCCUGAACCAUCUGUGGACCAUACAUGUAUUAAGUCAUUUUUGUAUUUCACUUUUGAGCAUUAUGUAGAAUUACACUAUAGACAGGGUUAUGUUUCAUUUUCAUUGUAAUUAAACCAAUUGUCAAAUAUAUUCAAACAAUUUCUUUUAUUUAUGUGUAAAAUUUGUAUUGUUUGUACAUUUGAGUAGACAUAAGAAUAUGCUUGAAUUGUACUUUCUUUUUCUUCUUUCUUUGUUCUCUUUUUUUAUUGUUAUUAUUUUGAAGGACACGAGUGUAUAUCAUGUAGUCUGAAAUAAAUAUUCAUGAACGAUAAAUUGAAAUGUA